AGAGGUCCGUCAGACACCACACACACCCGCCGGUACCGAGUGCGAGCGCAGCCGACAUGGUCCGCCUCCUGCCGAUGUUGGUGCCGCUGCUGGUGUUGGUGCUGGUGCUGGUGCAGCUCGGGGUGGUGUAUGCUGCGCCGGCGGACGUCAGUGACCGGUCCCUGGACCGCUCGGAUCGAGUGGUAGGCGGCACGGAGGUCCCGCAAGGAGCGGUCAACUGGGUGGCAUCGCUGCAGUUCCGUCACUCCAACUCCCACUUCUGCGGCGGCACGGUCAUCGGCGACUACUGGGUGCUCACGGCCGCACACUGCAUGCAGAGCGUGAGGGCCGAUCAGUUCCAGGUGGUCACUGGAGGGACAAACCUAGACGGAACGGGUCUCCAGGUCAGGUAUCCAGUCAACGUCACCAUCGCUAACUAUGACGACAACAUGAAGUCAAACGACCUGGCUCUGAUCCGCACCGGCACACCGCUGGAGCCUUCCACGCGCAUCACGGGCGCGGUGGUGAGCCCGGCCGAGCAGCGGCCUGCCGCCGGCACAGAGUGUCAGGUGCUCGGCUGGGGGCUCACCAAACAGGGCGGCAGGACCGUGCGUCAGCUGCGCUGGACCACCGUCACCACUCAGUCCAACGACCGGUGUCAGGCCGAGUUUAGAACCAACGGCUACACCAUCUCGGAGACGAUGCUGUGCGCCGGCCAGCCGGGCCGCGAUGCCUGCCAGGGGGACAGCGGCGGCCCGCUGGUGUGUCGAGCCGACGGGACUCCUCUGGGGGACGGCGGAGCGCCCACCUCUGAGCUCCGGCUGGCCGGAGCCGUCAGCUGGGGAGUGGGCUGCGCCACGCCCGGCCUGCCCGGGGUCUACGCCGAUGUGGCCGGCAUGGCUGCCUGGCUGCGAGACGCCAUCGGGGAGCAGUGAUGGAAGGGGGCGCUUGGGAAGGGUGAUAACAGGUCGCGGGGAUGUCUGGGAGGUCGGUGAUAAAAGUUCGACAUUUUUUGGUAGGUGCGAUAGAAGUUCAGGGAUCAUGGUUCAGGGUGUCGAAAGUUCAGGGUGUCAGUGGUAAAAAUUAGGGGAAAUUUGGGAGGCCGAUUACAGGUUGGGAGAGAAUUGAUAAAACACCGGGGUACUUUGGGAAGAGUGACCAAGUGUCGGGAUCCUCUGACAGGAGUGAAUUUAAUAUUGGGGAAAUGAGUUAUGGUGGGCGGAACCUGGGGUAGGUUGGAAAAAUGGGGCAUUUUGGAAAAAUAGAGAUGCCCUUACAGUUAAAAGGAAUAGGGGCACAGAAGGGAGGGUUGAAGUGAGAACGACGGAGCGGGUAAAUCGGGGGCCAAUGAUAAACGUUCUUUAUCGGGAGAGAGGACAGCAGGUGUCUUUAGAGUAGUGAGUCGUGGCAUCGCUUUGGGAUGCAGCCAGCAGGGACGUUAUGUAGAGUGCAGGGGGCGCUGUCGAUGGUAGAGGAGCGCGGCGGACCGGUCGACGUGGAUCCCACAGGAUAAAAUGUGCCUUUCAAAACUGUACGGUGAAGAUGACACUGCGACUAGACGAUGAGGGUCACAAUGUAACGGUCGAUACAAUGUUGUUUACCGAAAACAAUGGACCAAGAAUGAUCAGCGGAACAACAGGAAUAGAUUGACUGUUUAUUGCCGGAAUAUUAAAGUAAUUGAAAUAGAUACAUGAUUUCAUUUGUUGGUCAAUAACAUCGACAUUGUGCUGACUGUUCUGUACGCUUAACAUAAGCAACUUUCGCAAAAUGGUUAUUGAUCUAAUAAACGAAACACUAAAUAAAA
This is a messenger RNA of Amphibalanus amphitrite, 1783 nucleotides long. Its product is annotated as trypsin alpha-3-like. The transcript has 5 exons. The coding region runs from base 57 to 914 and encodes 285 amino acids. NCBI's taxonomy places the organism in Eukaryota, Metazoa, Arthropoda, Thecostraca, Balanomorpha, Balanidae. The record is from RefSeq and is a predicted model, not a curated record. Gene Ontology annotation, molecular function: serine-type endopeptidase activity. Gene Ontology annotation, biological process: proteolysis.